UAUGUCUUCAAUACAUUACAAAUUCAAAGCAACACUCGAAUAUAAAACCUUAAGUUUUGAUGGUCUUCACAUUUCAGUGAAUGAAUUGAAGAGAGAAAUUUGUGAAAAAGAAAAUAUUAAAGUUAGUUAUUUAUGGAAUUUGUUUGUUUCAUUUUUUUUCGAGCGAAGUUUGGCAGAUUCAUUUGAUCUAAUUUUAACAAAUGCACAUACAAAACGGCAAUAUGUGGCAGAAGAACUUAUUCCGAGAAAUUCGUCCGUUAUUGUGCAACGAACACCACGAGAUAAUGCAUCAAAACUUCCAAAAAUACAUUAUUCAGAAUUUCAUAAAGCAAUCGAUAUUAGGAAAUUAUGUGAAUAUUCACUUAUUUGUAGAGAUACUGCGAAUUCUGGAAUUGUCGUCAAACCUGUUGCUGAACCAAAUUUUGUUACACAUAUAGAUUCAGUUAAGAAGUGUUUCAAAUUUCAGGACCAAUAUGAGAAAAUGACAGAGAAUGAACGUUUGGCGCAUGUAAAAGAAGUGUCAUCCUAUAAAUAUUCGCCUGCAAACUUCCAAAAAAAGACGUCAUCAAUAAUGUCAGGUCCUCCACCGCCGACAUACAUAUGCAAUCGAUGUUCUCAACCUGGCCACUGGUAUAAAAACUGCCCAAUGGUAUUGAAAAUAUCAGUUUUACUACUGGCUAAUUGCUCAGUUCGAAUAGUACGGAUGGUUGUAUUUGAAGAUUAUGAACCCAUCGUUAUUGAUCUAAAUACUCGUCGUACAACUGGCAUUACUAUGGAAGAAUUAAUGGAAACUACAUCUGAUGAUCCACUAGCUAUGUUGCAUAGCUCAGGUAAAUAUAUGGUACCAAUCAUGCAUUGGAAAGCUAGGCAACAAAAAAAAGUCGAGUCUACUAAUAAUGUUGAACAAGAAGUUAGGUUAAUUCCGGAGGAAUUCACUUGUUUUUUAUGUAAACAGCUAUUGCGUGAUGCUGUAGUUACAACUUGUUGUGGUGAAAGUUUUUGUGCUGAAUGUAUACAACAGUGUUUGCUUGAAUCGUCAAAUGCGAAAUGCCCUGGUGCAGGAUGUUAUCAAAUGUCACUUUCUGCUGAUAAACUCGUACCUAAUAUCAAAGUGCGUCAAGCAGUGGAAGCAUUUAAAAACGCUCCUAUUGGUUCUCACAAUACUUUACAGUCAAGCGCUUCAUUUCCAAACCUAAAUGAUGCCGUCAAAAAUUUAUCACAACAAGAAAAAUCUGCCAAAAUUUCUGAAAAUGCUGCAAUUAAUUCACCACGAUUUGAUGAACAACCAUCUCAACCAAGUAGAGUUCGUAUUGAACUUGGCAGUCGUUCACAACAGCCCCAGCAACCUGUCGUUCAACAGAAUAUUCCUCAUAUACCUCAAGAACCUCAGCCUGCAACAUACAUUGCUCAGCCAACUGAUUCUGCCAGUACUGUAGUAUCAGUGACUGCGGUAACUGCGUUAUCAUCAGCCGUCCCAAUCUCAGCACAAGUUUCAGUUCCAGUUGCGCCAUUGAAUAUUCCGGUCAAUACUCACAAUAGUCCUUUGGCUUCUGUACCACAUCAAAAUACUUUGUUUCCUAUCAAUCUCAGUCAACCUCCACCUGGUUAUGCACCAAUGCCUUUAAAUGUGCCAGGGAAUGUGGAUUCAAGUAUUCGUCCUCCUGGUUCUCGAGAUAACACACUGGAUGUUAUGAACUCCUUGAAUCAUCCUCAUUUUUAUUGCGCUGGAAUUCAGCCACCACCUCCAGGUUUGUCUGCACCAAUUAUGUUCCCGCGUGUUGCUGCGCCUCCUCCAGCUAAGGAUGCUUGGGAUGAAUUCAUUGAGAGAAAAGAAAAAGUGCGUUUUUGCGAAAAAAUUGCGCACCCUCAGAGGCAUCGUCGCUCUGCAAGAAGCUCAUCUUCUUCAACUUCUGAAACAUCUUCGUCCUCUUCUUCUGAAUCUUCUCGCUCACGAUCUCGCUCAUGGUCCCGAGAGCGUUCUAGAAGAAAUAGGCGUCGAUCAAGCCGAGAAAGAAGAAAUAGGUCGCGAUCUCCAUUGCGUGGUUACAUCAGUUCUCAUCAUCAUCGUGAUGUAGCACCAUUUGCAUAUUAUCAACAUCAUUCACAAGCAUCUCUUGGCAUUCCUGUUUCUCAUCAUCGCAUUCCUUCUAUUUUGAGUGGUUUUCAAUCUUCUCAACUUGCAUAUCCUCUGCCCAACCAGCUCCCAUAUCCUCAUUAUGGCGCUGCUGUAUCUUCCGCGCACCGUUCUUUUAGAAAUAGCGAUGAACGCACUCUGAAACGUCGUUCGCCUAGAUAUUCAGGAAGUGAAAGGAAGUUAGAUAGGGUGUUUUGGUUUGGAUUAUCGUUUCAAGCGUCAGUGUUUAUACCUCCCGUAAGAGUAGGGCGAAGAACUAGUCAGAAUAAGGAACGUGUACGUGAGAGGAAGGAUUAUUAUAAACAUGAAGAUGUGAAGAAAAAGAAAAGAGAUAACGAAAAUAAAAGUACAGAAAAUCGCAAAGCAACAAGGGAUACGAAGGACGAAUCUCGCGGGCGAUUGAAUUUAGAAAUCAAUUUGGAUUCGAAAGGAAAAUCAAUAGAUGAAUCAGAUUUGGAUGGACGAAAAUCGAAGCAGGAAAGUUCUCCAAGAAAAAUAGCCAAGGUGAAUUCGGUUGAUCAAGAAAAGGAUAACGAUGGAACUGGUGAUCUAGAACCUAAUUUCGAUAAAGUUCAAAUGGCUGAAAUAGUUGUUAAGGACUCUGCUUCUAAUUCUUUACUAGAGACAGAAAUUGCGAGUGCUACACCAGACGAAGUUGUUCUAGAAUAUAUACAUGAACCAGAUCAUGAAAUUAAUGAAGAUAAUGAUAUACUGAAAGACGAAAGUCAAAAUAUCGAUGAUAAUCAUAUUUCAUCCAUGAUAAAAGCUGAGGAUGAAGAACUCAGUAGUUCAAAAACAAAAGAUCGGGAAGAAAGCGUAGAUAAAGCUGAACGAAAGAGUAGAAAGAAGAAAAGAAAGAAGCGUAGAAAGCACAAACGAUUGGAUAAACAUCAUGAGGAAAAAAGGCAUCAUAGCGAUGAUGGUGAACGCAAGAGCAAAAAGCAUAAGCGGAGUCGUGAAGAAAAGGAAAAACGUAAAUAUGAGAAAGAAAAGCGAAGAGAGGAACGGAGGCGAAGAAAAGAGAAGGAAAAAUUGAAUACCAAGGAACUCUCUGAAGAUAUAACUAUUAAGAAUCUUAGUGUUAAUGAAACGGAAGAAAAUUUAAAAAGUUCGUCAGUGAAUAAAGAAUUCGGAGGCAAAGAAUUAGAUAUGGCUCAUGAAGGGUUUAAAAGUGAAGAAAGUAAUGAGGAUAGUAAACGUUGGAAAAAACAAUCUUUAGUUGAAGAAAGAAAUGAAGGGAAAAACAAGAAUGAAAAACGAACUAAAAGCGACAGCCAGCGUGAAACGAAAGUCGAUCAGAAAAAUUCCGAAUUUUCUGUUGAAAGUAAAAAUUAUGAAGGAAGACAUGGUAAUAAGCGUGAAAAAAAAGAAAAGGAAAGUGGAACUGGUGAUGAAAGAAAAAUUAGAAGAGAGAUGGAUAGUCGACGCCAAGAAAUUGACAGUGGAAAGGAAAAACAUAUUCAGAUUUUGGAUCGAGGAAACACUGAAAAAAACGAAAGAGAUACUCGAAAAAAAAUUGAAAGCAAUCGUUCGGCAAGAGAAAAAGAGGAAAAUAUGAAAGAAAAGGACAAGAAAGAAAGAGAUAUUAAAUCGUCUAAAUAUCGAUUCGAAUUUCUUCACACCAGUGAACCUUCCAGUUUUUCAGCAAAGGAGAUAUCGAAAACACAUCGUAUUUCACUUGCAGCAAAUAAGGUGGAAAAGAAGAAUAUAGAUGAUGAAAGGAAUUCAGACAAAGAAAGUAUGAAACACUUGCGGAAAAAUCCAGAUAAAAAUUUGACAGAAAAUGUUCUUGAUGAAAUUCCCUCAAAGAUUCCGAGGUUAGAUUCUAUGAAACGCAAGAAAGGUGAUGUUCAAAGAAGUAGUACGGAAGAUGACAAAACGAUCAAUAUUGGAAGAUUGGCUGAAUCAAAGGAAAUCGAUGUGUCAAAACCUGGUCAAAGCGCUAUUAUCAAAAAUGCAAUAUGCGUGGAAAAAUCCACUGUCGAAUCAAAAUCUGUUAAUACUAAAAAAAUAAAUCGCGAGAGCGUGUUUGAGAAUUCGUCAGCAUUAUCGACAGCAAUGCCCGUCAAGCAAUUCAACGCUCGGCAAAAAAUCAAAAUGAUACUUUUGUCGGAAAACGAACGUUUCGCUAAAAGUAAAGUUUACAGUGCUUUCUUUUUUGCUUGUUUUUCGAUAUUCUGUGUACUUAGUGUUUUGUGGAUUGCAUCAGCGGUUGGAAGUAAAGAUGUAUGGGAGCUUCCAGGAUGGAGUAAUGCAAGUGAUUUAGCAAUGACGGAAUUAAUGGAUAGAUAUUGUGGAAUGGCGAGAGUGUCGUGUUUGGAGUAG
Messenger RNA from Dracunculus medinensis (Guinea worm), 4459 nucleotides. The record is from the annotation of a GenBank genome assembly. NCBI's taxonomy places the organism in Eukaryota, Metazoa, Nematoda, Chromadorea, Rhabditida, Dracunculidae.